Monopterus albus (swamp eel) is the source of this 2608-nucleotide messenger RNA. It is a transcript of the gene lrrc28, whose product is annotated as leucine rich repeat containing 28. The record is from RefSeq and is a predicted model, not a curated record. NCBI's taxonomy places the organism in Eukaryota, Metazoa, Chordata, Actinopteri, Synbranchiformes, Synbranchidae. Gene Ontology annotation, cellular component: cytoplasm. Bases 229 to 1263 code for a protein of 344 amino acids. The transcript is spliced from 10 exons. Gene Ontology annotation, molecular function: protein binding.
AUAUACGUUUGUAGCAAAGACGUGGGAAUUAAAGUAGCGUAAAAUUGGUCUGAACGUGCACAGCUAAUGAAAAUAACUUUUUUGCUGUUAUUGAACGUGAUGUGCUAAUAGCAAUCCCUGAGCUCGCAUGCUAACUGUGCUAACAGUGACAGCUGAAAACAUCGACAGGCGAGCGAAUGGAAACUGUAAUGCCAUAGAGGAAGGAGACAUUACCACGUCACCCCAGAAAUGGCAACUGAACUCCAUGAGACUAUAUUCAUGGCCAAGCAGGAACGCCACAAAAACCUGUUUCUUAACUACAAAAACCUGAAUAUUUUCCCCGUAGAGCUGCUGAAAGAUGAAGGCCUGCAGUUCCUGGAGAGACUAUACAUGAAGAGGAACUCACUCACUACACUGCCUGACAAUCUUGCUCAGAAACUCCCAAAUCUAAUUGAACUGUAUUUGCACUCAAACAACAUAGUCAUUAUUCCUGAAGCUAUUGGAAACCUGGCCAGGCUCCAGUCAUUGGACCUGAGCAGCAAUGUCCUCCAGCUCCUCUGUCCAGACAUUGGACGACUGAGGUCCCUGCGGCACCUAAGACUGUCCAAUAACCAGCUGAAAUCCCUUCCACCAGAGAUUGGUGAUCUGCAGGAACUGGAGACUCUGGAUGUGUCGAUGAACCAGCUGAUGACUCUACCAGACCGGCUCCACCGCUGUCUGUCAUUGCAGAACCUAACAGCAGACCAUAACCUACUGAGCCACGUUCCCCGGCAGCUUUGCUGGCUCCACCGCCUCAACCAACUCUCCAUGGCCGCUAACCGGCUGGGCUUUCUGCCACUCGAUCUGGGCAGAUCACGGGAGCUGCAGUUUGUGUUUGUUGACAACAAUGUGGACCUAAAAGGCCUUCCUUCCUACUUGUAUAACAAGGUCAUUGGUUGCAGCGGGUGUGGUGUGUCAUCCCAGGUGUUGGAGAGCAAUGUGGGUGGGACACUGAGUGAGGCUCUGGUCAAACUUCCAGCUGAUGUUAAGGUUGUCGGCUCAGAGACAGAUAACAUAGUUCCCCUAGAGGAGCUUACCAUGAGGACCUUACACCGCCUUUACCACCACCACCCAACAGAGCUCAACUUGCAGCCUGCCAACACUCUCCCAAAGAGCCUGCUGGAUCUGCUGCAGUUCCCCCUGGGACACUGUCACCGCUGCAGUCAAGCUAUGUUCACCAUCAUCUAUCCCUCUUUCCCCUCCGUGACACCGCCCUGGCAGGAGUGCACCGCAGGACAACUGUAAGUUUUGUUGCCUACUGCUGCUCCAGUCACUGCCUCCGCACCUUUAACCUCCAGGGCUGACAUCUUUUCCUUACACCUGUGCACAUUCAAAGCAGAAGCUGUUGAUGCGCUUGCAGCGGGUGACAGCCUUGUGUGGAUUUAAGGUCUGUGCUGCAUCAGUGCAGGAGCUGUGUACUUGAUUGACAACAAGAACCACAGAGAAAAGCACCCUUUGUGGAUAUAUGGUGGCUCAGAGGAUGAACACACAGCAACAUUUCAACACGCUUAAGACAAAGACCCAAACCUACAUGGUGUUUCUGUCUCAUUUCUAACCAGAUAGGAGCAUUAUUUUCACGACUGGUGGGAGUCAGUAUAAUAACAGUGCGCCCCUCAGACUUUUGCAUGAGCACGCUCAAAAAGUGCCGUUCAUUUUUCAUUUUGAACGAUGAACUGAAUGGUUCACUUUGCAACUAAGUAAUGUGAACUUGAGUUUCAUGAACAUGCAGGCUGAUGAACUGAAUGACAAAGGCUUUGUUCAGUUCAGAGAACAACUGUAGGUUCAUUGCACUAAAACAAAACUCCUUGUCCAAGAUUCUGCUCCAGAUUUUCAGAUCACUUAUUUUGUUUUCCACUAGAACAUAACAUCCUCACAACAGCAUCUUUGUAUCCUGUUAACACAGAGCGACACACAAACUACUCGGGCUGCACGAAGCUUAAAACAAAUGUACCCUUGAGCUGCAGUAGACAGCCGAAGUGGGGGGAGACCAGUCUUCAUCAGCUCCUGUGAAGUGUGAACUUGCACAACCGCUGGUGCCUAGGCACUCAUUCAGCUGACAUCUAGAAACUAACAGCAUUGCACAGACCUGAAGUAACGACAACCCACCCACUCACAAAUGGGCACCUUUUAAGAACAAGCUGUUUGAUAUUUGUAAAAUCAAUAAAUUUCCACACAGACUUUUUGUAAUAGACACAUCCCAUUCAUUCAUGCCUCACAAAUUUGUUUAACAGGUAUACAAAUUUUGAGUUUGUCAGCCAUUUUUUGUUUGUUUUUUUAAUUUGACAGGUUUUGGAGCAAGUUAUUAAUUUGUAAAAAUGAUGUUUUUAUAAUUAAAAGUAUUAAAAAUAACACACUUUGUAAAAGCCAAAAGUGUCAUUGUUAGGAUGACCUUAAACAUCUGCAAGCUCAGUUUAAAGUCAGGUUUCUUUCACCAUCAGUACGGAAAGAGGUAUGUAUACUUCAGUGCCACUGUGCGAGUCACUUGUUGAGCUGAUGCUUUUGUGUUAAUGUUCAUUACUGUGUUGUAUAGUUCUAAAUUAUCAUUUGUUUUGAUUGCAUUACAUUUGGCAGUAAAUGCUGAUUGAUGUUU